CUCUUCUCUUCAGACCCGGCGAGGUUCCUGGCCCGGGACCUGCCCGAGGCAUCGCUUAGCAGAUUCUUUAAAGGAUGGCCUCAGAUCUGGAACUGCUAUGCGCUUAUGUAAAUGAGAAGAUUGGCAAUAUUAAGAAAAUUCUGUCGUUAAGAAAUCUUGGCCAAGACCCUGCCUUGAAGACCACCUUUAGAAAAAUAGGAGAUGAGAUUGUUAUAGUAAAUGAGCUUCUAAAUCAAUUUGAAUUGGAAAUUCAGUAUCAAGAACAAAUCAACAGUUCACUCAAGGAGCUCUGUGAAUCUCUUGAAGAAGAGUUUAAAGAUGUGGAGCAUCUCAAAGAACACAUUCCUUCCCAUUUGCCUCAAGUGACAGUGGCCCAGAGCCUAGCUGACAAACCAAAUCUGGACCCUAAAGAACCAGUGGAAGUUGAGGAACCUGUACUGGCAAAAAAGCCCCCCAAAGAACAGAGAAUUAUUAAGGAAAUGCAGUUUAUAACUACUGACGAGUUUGAUGGCGUUCCUGCGUACAUGAAAUCCCGUUUAACAUAUUGUCAAAUUAAUGAUGUUAUUAAAGAAAUUAACAAGGCAGUAGUUAGUAAAUACAAGAUUAUCUAUCAAUCAAAAGCAUCUAUGAGUUCUGCGAAGAGAAAUCUCUACCAAAGAUUUAUUAAUGAAGAAACGAAGGACACAAAAGGUCGUUUUUUCAUCGUGGAAGCUGACAUAAAGGACUUUACAGCUUUGAAAGCUGACAAGAGGUUUCAUGUGAUCUUGAACAUUUUGCGGCAUUGCCAGAGACUGUCAGAGGUCCGAGGAGGAGGACUUACCCGAUACGUCAUAACCUGAGGCUUUUGCAGACUCAAGACUGACAGUAGGGUAUAGGUGGUGUGGUAGUCUUGAAAUUUUAUGUUUUUAGCUUCUACAUUUCCUGGCCUUGUUUCUAAUCGAAAUAAAAUUUUGUUUGGAUAGAGCAUAUGUAUUUUAAAAAAUGCCUUUAGGGACGUGGAUGAAGCUGGAAUCCGCAAUAAAGACAUUAAGUCAAAGUCAGAAAGACAAA
Molecule: messenger RNA, 1050 nt
Organism: Psammomys obesus (fat sand rat)
Lineage: Eukaryota; Metazoa; Chordata; Mammalia; Rodentia; Muridae
Gene: Ska1
Product: spindle and kinetochore associated complex subunit 1
Exons: 7
Coding region: 75-839 (254 amino acids)
Biological process (GO): mitotic cell cycle; regulation of microtubule polymerization or depolymerization; chromosome segregation
Cellular component (GO): outer kinetochore; spindle microtubule; mitotic spindle
Molecular function (GO): microtubule binding
Source: RefSeq, a predicted model, not a curated record